Phalaenopsis equestris is the source of this 1024-nucleotide messenger RNA. RefSeq names its product chlorophyll a-b binding protein 3, chloroplastic. Gene Ontology annotation, cellular component: chloroplast envelope; chloroplast thylakoid membrane; plastoglobule. NCBI's taxonomy places the organism in Eukaryota, Viridiplantae, Streptophyta, Magnoliopsida, Asparagales, Orchidaceae. The record is from RefSeq and is a predicted model, not a curated record. Gene Ontology annotation, biological process: response to light stimulus; photosynthesis, light harvesting in photosystem I.
CACCAAUUAGUAACAUAAACUCAUUUCCUCCACUACUUUGAAAGCAAAGAAAAUCAUAUAUCAAGGAGGUGAAAUCAGCCAGACUGAUGGCAGCAACCAUCAUCAGGCCAACUCCAUUCCUCGGUCAGGCUCGGCCCACUUCUGCCGCCGCCAAUCCUCUCAAAGAUGGCCUGCAAAUGGCAGACUGGAAGUUCAGAAUGGGCAAUGAUCUGUGGUAUGGGCCUGACAGAGUGAAAUACUUGGGACCUUUCUCGGCCCAGACACCAUCGUACCUAACCGGAGAAUUCCCUGGUGAUUACGGCUGGGACACUGCUGGGCUCUCGGCUGACCCUGAGGCAUUUGCCAAAAAUCGCGCUCUUGAGGUAAUCCAUGGGAGAUGGGCAAUGCUUGGUGCUCUAGGAUGCAUAACCCCAGAGGUUCUGGAGAAGUGGUUGAGAGUGGAUUUCAAGGAACCUGUUUGGUUCAAAGCUGGCUCCCAAAUCUUCAGCGAAGGAGGACUCGACUAUCUUGGAAAUCCCAACCUUGUCCAUGCACAGAGCAUUCUUGCUGUGCUUGGCAUCCAAGUAAUCCUCAUGGGACUGGUUGAGGGCUACCGCAUCAAUGGCUUGGAUGGAGUUGGAGAAGGCAACGAUCUCUACCCAGGUGGUACCUACUUUGAUCCUCUCGGCCUUGCUGACGAUCCUCCGACAUUUGCAGAGCUGAAGGUGAAGGAGAUCAAGAAUGGCCGGCUUGCAAUGUUCUCCAUGUUUGGUUUCUUCGUCCAGGCCAUUGUCACAGGUAAAGGGCCAUUGGAGAACCUCUUAGACCAUCUGGAUGACCCAGUGGCUAACAAUGCAUGGGCAUAUGCCACCAAAUUUGUGCCUGGUUCUUAAGUAACUUGGAAUUUUCUGGAGCUCUCGUGGAUUGUUAUUCCCAAGCUUUGGAGAUUGAAAUUGUAAUGUGAUAACUUCAAUUUCCAUUUUGUUUUGGCAUUUUAAAUUGAAGCUUAUGAAGAUGAUUGAAUGAUGGCGCAUUGUUUCCUUCA